GAGAAGAAACUCACCCUGAGGAAGAAGGAGACCUUGAAGGCCAAGCUCGCCAAGGAAAAGAAUCAAUUGAAGACCUUGGAAAAGAAGUUGAAGGACGAGACCAAGAAAUUGGACAAGAAGAGACAGGUACGUGAGAAGGAAGUAUUUGCCGCUGCUACCAAACCCUUCCGCAGAUUGAGUGGCUACACCUUUUUCAUGAAACAGGAAAGAGGAAACACUUUUGCCGAUUCUGCUGCCAAAUGGAAGGCAUUGAGCGAUUACGAAAAGAACGUGUUCUCUCAACAAGCUGAAGACUACAAUGAAGAACAACUCCAAGUCUUCACCCCAAAACCAAAGAAACCUGCCAGUGGAUACGCCUUAUACUUGAAGGAAAACUACGUCAACGAUGGCCGUUCAAUCGGGGAAAUCGGAAAGGAAUUGGCUGCUAAAUGGAACCAAUUAUCUCCCAACGAAAAGUCUAGAUAUGAAAUCUCAAAAUCCCUCAAGGACGAUUACGCCAAAAAGUUGCUGAAGUGGGUGGAAGACAGACUUAAGCUCUACCAU
Messenger RNA from Suhomyces tanzawaensis NRRL Y-17324, 543 nucleotides. RefSeq names its product Gcf1p (gene GCF1). NCBI's taxonomy places the organism in Eukaryota, Fungi, Ascomycota, Pichiomycetes, Serinales, Debaryomycetaceae. The record is from RefSeq and is a predicted model, not a curated record. The transcript has a single exon. The annotation marks the transcript as partial.